UGUAGGUUGCACUCCUCUUGUAGAGGUUGGUGCUCGUACUCCAUUGCUUUGGUGGCUUUCUUAAAUGUCUUUUAAGGUAUCUAUGAGCUGUGAAUAACUCACAUUUAAAUCAAAGGCUAAACACCGCGUGAACUUCUCUCAAGUAGGCCAUAGUCUGAGAGGCGGGAAAUGUGUACCUACCUAUUAACAAGUCAAGAAUAAUAAUUAUUUGAAACUGCGACCUAUUCCAAAAUGGGGGAAAACGGUGCACAUAACGUCUUAACUGAAAAACAGAUGCAGUAUGCAGUGGCUCGAAUGGCGAAACCUGGUUCCCAAAUCAUUGGUUACGAUGUAAAACCAGCUUCAGAUAAAUUGGCUGGUUUCUUGGGAGAUCACUUAAGGAUGAUUUUGUGCGUAACGGAAAAUAAUGUCGUGAGGAAGAUCUAUUUGUUUAUAAAGACUGUGCCGACUGGGAAUAUACCGAAAGCUGAUUUCAUAAACCAGAACCAGUUUUUUAAGAAGGAAGCGAUGGUGUUUCAGCUGCUUGAGCAGAUUCCCGAUGUGGACUGUCUGAACCCGUGGUGCACCAGAGCAGUGAUUCAUAACGAGAAGAUCAUAGUAAUGCCAGAUCUUGCCAUCCUAGGCUACAGGACUCAUCCAACAGAAAUGUACUUUGAUCGGAACCACGUUUUCGUUGUUGUCUCAUCACUCGCCCGAUUCCACGCAGCCUUCGCUAAUUAUUUUACAAAAAGAAACCAAACUCAUCCACAUUUUAUAGAGGAACAUGCGUUUUUCAACGAGGAGCCGUUUAGUGAUGCACCGUGGCUGAAAGGUGCAGCAAAAGUCAACUACCAAGUUCUGAAAGAAUUCUCAUCAAAAUCGAUACAUUAUCCAAUAGAUUUGGAAGAAAAAUUAAGCCAACUGUAUAUAAAAGCUUACCAAAGUCUGAGAAAUAAUGAAGAUACCCUCAAUGUGGUUAUUCAUAAGGACUUGUGGGCGAACAAUAUAUUAUUUCAGUAUAAUGAUAACGUACCGAUAAACGCUGUGUUAGUCGACUUCCAACUUGCGCGAUACGCUCCGCCUACAUUUGAUCUGAUGUCGUUACUAUACAUGACUACAUCUAGACAAUUCCGUGAUUGUUAUGAAAAUGAAGUAUUCCAUCAUUACUACAAAGUAUUUUCGGAGAGCUUAGAUGACUGCACCAAACAGAGGUUACAGAAUUUAAACUAUGAUUUUGCGGAGUUUCUGAAAUGGUGCGAGAGAUCCCGUAUGUUCGGAUUGGUUCAAGCGAAUACAACUAUUCCCUGUGUUUGUAUGGAACCAGAUGUAGCGCAGAAAACGUUUGACGAUCCGGAUACGUAUGUGGAGCACGUGACAGGGGACAGAUCGAAGCCAGUGGUAGCUCACAGUAGAGAAAACGUCCAGUACAGGCUCAGGCAGUUGGAAGUUAGCGAGGAGUUUGUGGAAAAGUACGUUUGUGAAAUGUAGCUUGACAUUCAGUGAAAUAACAUCAUCUAUCUAAUUAAAAUUUUCCAUCUUCUAAUCCCACUUCCACAUUUUUACUGAUUGUACGAGAGUUUAAUAGCAUAGCAGUUUUUUAUUUUAAGGCAACCACCUAAACCCUGGUUUACGUGCGUAUGAAGAUCUUCCGAGAACUUAUAUAUUUUCAAGAUCUUUUCAUAUUAUAACCCAGUAAGUAGGCUUACCUGAAUGAAAUCCUAAAUGAAAACGAACAUGUGCGGCUAUAUACCUGCCUAAUACCUGUACUAAUAAUAUGUACCAUUGAGGAAAAUAACCAGUUUUUUG
Pararge aegeria (speckled wood butterfly) is the source of this 1785-nucleotide messenger RNA. RefSeq lists its product as uncharacterized. Bases 232 to 1467 code for a protein of 411 amino acids. The record is from RefSeq and is a predicted model, not a curated record. NCBI's taxonomy places the organism in Eukaryota, Metazoa, Arthropoda, Insecta, Lepidoptera, Nymphalidae. The transcript has 2 exons.